AUGGAAACAAAGGGAAAGAACAACUGCAAGCAGACAGACUCCGUGACUCGCAAUAACCACAUCGCCAAGAUGACAACAGACGAUAAGCCAAGCGUGCCACGUCCUACCUCCGGACAUGGAUUCGCUCACCAACAAGUACGCCGAGGAGUCAGCAAAACGGUUUCGAUCCGACGGAAGCGCCCAAUACAUGGAGCUUGCCGAAGCGCAGUCCCCUGCGCUCGCAGACCUCGUCAAAGACCCCUUCAACGCACAAAUGCUCAACCCCCAAGACGGCGACAGCGUCAAAGUCCUGUCCUGAUCCUUGGCUGCGGAUUCUCCAGGCUCCUCCACGCCGUACACCAAGUCGAAGCUGGCACCGACCCCGACAAUAUCCGCCUCGUCGACACUGCCGGCGUGUUCGGGGGAACGUGGUACUGGAACAGAUACCCAGGCCCCAUGGUCGACGUGGAAGCCUCCAUUUACAUGCCCCUGCUCGAAGAAACCGGACACAUGCCCGGCCAUCGCUUCCCCCACGGCCCCGAAAUAAGACGGUACAUCAUCCACAUCGCGGAGAAAUAG
This is a messenger RNA of Metarhizium robertsii ARSEF 23, 558 nucleotides long. RefSeq names its product Cyclin-like protein. Bases 1 to 558 code for a protein of 185 amino acids. NCBI's taxonomy places the organism in Eukaryota, Fungi, Ascomycota, Sordariomycetes, Hypocreales, Clavicipitaceae. The record is from RefSeq and is a predicted model, not a curated record. The transcript has a single exon.